Messenger RNA from Caenorhabditis briggsae, 510 nucleotides. The record is from RefSeq and is a predicted model, not a curated record. The transcript is spliced from 3 exons. Bases 1 to 510 code for a protein of 169 amino acids. NCBI's taxonomy places the organism in Eukaryota, Metazoa, Nematoda, Chromadorea, Rhabditida, Rhabditidae.
AUGAAACCGCUACACAUUCCUGAGCUCUCCUAUGCUAAUCAGGAGUUACAACUCAUCAACGAAACAGGGUCGGAAGCACCAGAUGUCAUCCAGAUGAGGAAUCAGAAAGCUCGAAACUUAGACGACCUGGUUGGAGAUGAGCAUUAUGAUAUGCAAGAGGAUGAGGAGAUCCCUUCACAUGGAGCACUACCAGAUUGGGACUUCUCGUAUGCGCAUAUGCGGAAAAAGUCAGAUGACCAAGCACCAAUAUCUCGUCCAUCAAUGGUUCAUCGUCCUGCUUUUUCAUUCUCACCUCUGAUUUCUAGUCCUGAAGAAAUCGCAAACCCUUCCCACGGCACGCGGUCUUCAUGUAUCCAGCUUUGGAUGUUCAUUGUGGUGCUCCAGCUUAUUGCCCUGGACCUCCAUCAAAACCGUUUCUUCCAUCAAUCCGGUCAGGAGAAGUGGACUACCCCUGUCUUCAAUAGUUUCAGCACAAAAGAAUUCAGUCCAAGAUCAAAAUUCAAGACCUAA